UGGGUUGGUCUACAUCGUAUUGUGAUUGUUAUUUUCCGCGCAUUGGUGCGGUCCUCCUCCUCACACUGCUACGGUGCGCCUUCUGUAAGGAGCCGAGGAGUUAGCUGGUUGCCAUGACAAGGGACCUGGUCAUGUGAUCAGGAUGCUGCUUCGGGCUGUUUUGACGUCAAGCUGUAGACAGAGCGAGUGAAAGAGAGAGAGAAGGAUCCGUGGCACAGCAGUAGUAGCAGCAGCAGCAGCAGCAGGAGGGACUGAGCCUGCCCGCAACACGCACGCACACCCAGCCGCUGCUCUCCAUCCAUUCUCCCAUUGACUCUGUUCGGAACCGGGACAGCUUCAAUGCCGGGUCCAACCCAACCGCUGUCCCCAAAUGGAGAAAACAACAACGACAUCAUUCACGAUAACGGGACUAUCAUCCCUUUCCGAAAGCACACGGUGCGGGGCGAGCGUUCCUACAGUUGGGGAAUGGCGGUCAACGUGUAUUCGACAUCGAUAACCCAGGAGACUAUGAGCAGACAUGACAUCACUGCUUGGGUCAAUGACAUUGUGUGCUUAAACUACACAAAGGUUGAGCAGCUCUGUUCAGGUGCAGCCUAUUGCCAGUUUAUGGACAUGCUAUUCCCUGGCUGCAUUAGUCUAAAGAAGGUCAAGUUUCAAGCCAAGCUGGAGCAUGAAUACAUCCACAAUUUCAAACUGCUGCAAGCGUCUUUUAAGAGAAUGAAUGUCGAUAAGGUCAUUCCAGUAGAAAAACUGGUGAAAGGACGCUUCCAGGACAACCUGGAUUUUAUUCAGUGGUUCAAGAAGUUCUUUGAUGCCAACUAUGACGGCAAAGAAUAUGAUCCGAUGGAAGCUCGGCAAGGACAGGAUGCUCUUCCUCCCCCCGACCCUGGAGAACAGAUCUUCAACCUGCCAAAAAAGUCUCAUCAUGCCAACUCCCCAACAGCAGGUGCUGCCAGGUCAAGUCCAAUUGCGAAACCCGGAUCCACAUCAUCUCGUCCAUCAUCUGCAAAGAAAGCAGCGUCCAGUCCCUCAGUAAAAAGUGACAAAGAUUUGGAAACACAAGUCUUCCAGCUUAACGAACAGGUACAUUCAUUAAAAAUUGCCCUUGAAGGAGUCGAGAAAGAAAGAGAUUUCUAUUUUGGGAAGCUAAGGGAAAUCGAAUUACAAUGUCAAGAACAUGGUCAAGAGAGCGAUGACCUAGUCCAGAGGCUAAUGGACGUUCUAUAUUCCUCAGAUGAACAGGAGGGCCACACAGAUCAUCAAGAAGGGGAGGAGCAGGACCAUGUGCAGGAGGAGGCGCAGGAGCAGGACGAAUACUGACCCCAAACAUUCACCCCCACUUCACUGUUGUCAUUUCAUGUGGAACUUUCUUCCAAGAGAACAAUGUGUGGCCACUCACUCUCGACACCCCCUGACCAUCCGAUGUACUAUAGAGAGCGCCAGUAAUCCACUGCAUUCUGUUCCACUUACUUCUCCAAGGAGCGUUUGUUUACAGAAGUCGCCCGAACAAAACGGAGGGUGUGGCUUACUCUGCGGCGUCCACCACGUGACUGUUUCAGAUUCUUUUCCGAUCAUUUCUCAUGGUUUAAUUUUUUUAUUUAUUUGUAAUUGAGCUGUUUCCUCUCUCUGCUUGCUCACAAUUGUAAUAUCGUACAAUAUUUAUAGUUCCAUGUCAUGAAGAUCAGAGAAGUCACCACCACCACCACCAUCAUCAUAUAUCACCAAUGUGCAGUUUUGUGUAAAGUAUCCGGUAUCAUAAGCAGAAAUGAAGUAAAGGCUACAUAUACAUCA
This is a messenger RNA of Xenopus laevis (African clawed frog), 1791 nucleotides long. It is a transcript of the gene mapre2.L, whose product is annotated as microtubule associated protein RP/EB family member 2 L homeolog. The record is from RefSeq and is a predicted model, not a curated record. The coding region runs from base 340 to 1320 and encodes 326 amino acids. Gene Ontology annotation, cellular component: cytoskeleton; focal adhesion. The transcript has 7 exons. Gene Ontology annotation, molecular function: microtubule binding. NCBI's taxonomy places the organism in Eukaryota, Metazoa, Chordata, Amphibia, Anura, Pipidae.